Messenger RNA from Macrobrachium nipponense, 627 nucleotides. RefSeq lists its product as uncharacterized. The record is from RefSeq and is a predicted model, not a curated record. The coding region runs from base 1 to 627 and encodes 208 amino acids. The transcript has a single exon. NCBI's taxonomy places the organism in Eukaryota, Metazoa, Arthropoda, Malacostraca, Decapoda, Palaemonidae.
AUGAUAUCCAACUGGAGGAUUACCCCAGAAAGAAUUAUCAAAGAAGUAAAGCCUCACUACAAUUUUAGCUAUGCUAAAGGUGUCAUCUUCCACCAGGACUUAUAUAAAUUUUUAGAGGAGGAAAUCCUUGAUAUGUAUCCUCCCAAUGUUUGGAAAGUUUUUAAAGUACCUAGGUCGUCUAUGAUUAUUUUUACGUUUUGUGAUGAAGACUUGCCAAAUUCCAUUGGAGUAAGAAAGGAAAUAAUUGAUAUACGUCCCUUUAAGGCCCAGCCACUUCAGUGUUUCAACUGCUUUGGUUAUGGUCACCCAUUCCAGGCAUGUAUUAGACCUAAGCCCUGUGCCACAUGUUGUCUCCCAGAGCAUGUUGAGUGUUCAAGACAGUUAAAUUGUAUUAACUGUAAGAAGGAACAUAGUUCCAGAGAUUGGAAUUGUGAAUCGUACACAGAGCACAUAAGUGUGGGAUAUGUAAAGAAACUCUUAGCUAGGACAACUAAGUAUAGUGAUGUGGUGAAACAGAAAUAUAAAAAUUCUAGUUCUCUCAGCAAACAACCACCACUAAAGAGAGAAUCUCGUCCUUCUAUGAGUAAUCUAGCUCCUCAGCCUAAGAAAAGGAACUCCAGCCCUUGA